AUGGGAGCUAUAAUAUCACUUCCGCUGACUUCUGCAGCGUCAUUUGCCGCAUCUUUUUUUGGUUCACUUUCUUCUAGUAUAUUGGUGUCGAGUUUUAAGUCCUUGAGUGGAGGCUCCAGUUCACUGGCAACAAGACUAAUUUAUGCCGCUCUCUUACUAUUCAACUCUUUGUUUUCCUGGAUCUCGAUGUCUGCGAACUAUUCAUUUCCGUGGUUCAAGAAAAGCUGUACUUCGACGGGAGAGUGCGGUUUCUUUACGGUGCACAGGUUAAAUUUCGCAUUGGGUCUUUUGCACCUGAUGCUUUCUUCCGCUCUUGUCAACGUGAGGUCUACAACGGAGAAAAGAGCGGCACUUCAAAACUCUUGGUGGUCGCUGAAGCUGCUUGCUUAUGGUGCGUUGGUGGGGCUGUCAUUUGCGCUUCCUAAUAAGUUCUUCGUCUUCUUCUCGAAGUGGAUUUCGGUGCCCUCCGGAUCUUUGUUUAUUUUGGUGGGCCUAGUCCUUUUAGUUGACUUCGCUCAUGAGUGGGCUGAAAAAUGUAUACAGCAUGUCGAGCUAGAAGAUGAGAACUCUUCUAAAUGGCAGAAGUUUUUGGUAGCUGGAACAAGCAUUAUGUAUGUUGGCGCUAUGGCAAUGACGACAGUAAUGUACGUUUUGUUUUGCCACAACAAUUGCACCAUGAACCAGGUUGCGGCAACAGUGAACUUACUUUUGAGCAUAAUCACAACUGGUCUAUCGAUUCAUCCAAAAGUUCAAGAGUACAACCCAAGAUGCGGUCUAGCGCAAAGCAGUAUGGUUGCAAUUUACGGAACCUACCUGACUAUGAGCGCUUUAGCCUCGGAGCCGGAUGAUAGGCAAUGUAACCCAUUUGUGAGAUCAAGCAAGACACGUAAAUUCAGUGCUGUUUUGGGCUCCCUGUUUACCUUCGUGGCAAUUGCAUACACCACCACGAGAGCAGCUGCCAACUCUGCUUUCAACUCCAACGAACAAUCAAUCUUUCUCGAUGGCGGUGAUGAAGUUGGAUAUGAAGGCGUUUCCCAAAGCAGAAAUCAGCUAAGGUCCGAAGCGAUUAGACAAGCCGUUGAAGAAGGCGCCUUACCUGAAAGUGCUCUUUAUGAUACGGCGUGGGCGGAAACAUCUGAGGGCAAUGGAGUUAGUGGCGAUGAUGAGCGCAUAGCGACAAAAUACAAUUAUUCAUUAUUUCACGUCAUCUUCUUUUUGGCGACGCAAUGGAUUGCGAUACUUUUGACGAUAAACGUUACCAAAGAUGAUGUGGGUGAUUUCAUUCCUGUUGGUAGAACGUAUUUUUAUUCUUGGGUUAAGAUAGUGAGUGCGUGGAUAUGCUACGGUUUGUACGGAUGGACCUUAGUUGCACCUAUGGUCCUACCGGAGAGAUUUGGAUACGAGGAAUUUUAA
Messenger RNA from Lachancea thermotolerans CBS 6340, 1413 nucleotides. RefSeq names its product Tms1p (gene TMS1). Gene Ontology annotation, cellular component: membrane. The transcript has a single exon. NCBI's taxonomy places the organism in Eukaryota, Fungi, Ascomycota, Saccharomycetes, Saccharomycetales, Saccharomycetaceae. The record is from RefSeq and is a predicted model, not a curated record. Bases 1 to 1413 code for a protein of 470 amino acids.